This is a messenger RNA of Scleropages formosus (Asian bonytongue), 2148 nucleotides long. Its product is annotated as zinc finger and BTB domain-containing protein 25-like. Gene Ontology annotation, biological process: regulation of transcription by RNA polymerase II. The transcript has 2 exons. Gene Ontology annotation, molecular function: DNA-binding transcription factor activity, RNA polymerase II-specific; protein binding. NCBI's taxonomy places the organism in Eukaryota, Metazoa, Chordata, Actinopteri, Osteoglossiformes, Osteoglossidae. The record is from RefSeq and is a predicted model, not a curated record. Gene Ontology annotation, cellular component: nucleus. Bases 565 to 1794 code for a protein of 409 amino acids.
UUUGCCAUGCAAAUUUCAUUGUAGUGUAUACAGCUGCAAAGUAUCUUAAUCUUAAAUCUUAUUUACCCUAAAUUGCUCCAGUUAAGUUAACCAGCUGUAAACUUUUGCACAUGCCACAUUUUACAUAUUAUGUUUUAAUAAAUAGUAAGUGUGAAUUAAAAUUGACAAAAUACAUCAGGGUGGUACAGUGGUUUGAACCCAGCUCAGUGUGCGGUGCUUGCAUGUGCUCCCCGUGUGUGCGAGUUUCUUUCCAUGGUACAAAGACUUGCAGCCCAGGAUAAUCAGAUGCUCUAAAAAUUUACAAUAUGUGUUAUUGCCUGUAACUUCUUUUCACUUACAAAACUGGAAAUUUUACCACAGGUCCCCAAACUUUUGCACAUGACUGUAUCUCGACUAUGGCUAAAAACCUUGCAGACAAAUACUGUGUUCCGUGCACAGUCUCAUAAACACUGGAGGGUGUGGUACUUGGGGUGAAGGGCUUGUUAUUUUUGGAAUGCACUGUGUCCCAGUAUCACCUGCCUACAGACAGAGGGCGCUGUUUCCAAGCUUGUGCUCUUGUUGGUGAUGCCAGGGCUCACCUGUACCUGUGGUUGUGGCCCCAGGGCGGGAGGCGACGCCAUGGAGGUGUCCAGCCACAGCCUGCUCCUUCUGCAGCAGCUCAACAUCCAGAGGGAGUUUGGCUUUUUGUGCGACUGCACUGUUGCCAUAGGCAACGUGUACUUCAAGGCUCACCGCGCUGUGCUGGCGGCCUUCUCCAACUACUUCAAGAUGAUCUUCAUUCAUCAGUCUAGCGAGUGCAUCAAGAUCCAGCCCACUGACAUCCAGCCCGAUGUGUUCAGCUACCUCCUGCACAUCAUGUACACGGGCACUGGGCCCAAGCAGCAGGUGGACCAGAGCCGUCUGCAGGAGGGCAUCAAGUUCCUGCACGCCUACCAGCUGUGCCGCAGGUCCGCCGAGGGCCAGGACGCUACCUGCGACUCCGCCAAAAUGUCCAACCUCUACGGCAUCCAGAUCUCAUCCCAGCCGGCACCCAAGGCAAGCCUCGGUGUCAAGGAGCCUCAGCCCAGCGUUCAGGCACGUGCAUCUCCAGCGGGGGGCGCCAGCGGGGGGUUGUCCAACAGGCCACGCUCCGACCUUCGAGGCACCUGCUCUGUGGCCUCUGGAGAGGACGCCAGUGUCACAGUGACGGUGAAGCAGGAGAGGGUCGAGUCGGAGGGGCCCUCGGAGGCCCCCAGCAGCCCUGCUCAGGGGCCCCUUAAGGAGUGGCUCCGGACCCUUUACUGCCACCACUGCGGUGAGCGCUGUGGCUCCCGCCAGGGUCUUCGAGAGCACCUCUUCAAUCAUGCCACAAGCUCCCUGCCCUCAAUAGUCCCUUUGGCCCACCAGGGGGAGGGGCCAGAGGGCAGAGGGGUAGAGUUGGAGACUAGUCAAGACCGCCCCCUACAGAUGGGGCUGAUUGGAGGGGUUCGCAGUGAACUGGAGCCCCCGGAGGAACCGGUGGCCGAGCUGCGGGGCUCACGGCGGAGGAAGGCCUCCUGUGCCAUCUGUAGCCUCCAGUUGGCCCCAGGGACUCAGGCCCAGGAAAACAUGAACAGCCCGCCGGGGCGGCCUGCCCGCUGCCACCGCCAUAACCGCGUGUGUAGGCAGCCCCCCCGCCACUGCUGCACUGCUGAGGUUCAAGCCGAGGUGGGCUCGGAUGAGGUGGCCGCGAACCCUCAGGACAACGGCAGCUCCUGCUACUCGCUGGACUCGGAGAUCUCCCAGGAGAGCGCCGACACCGUGGCCGCAGAGUGACCGCUGUGUGUAGGACGGUUGUUCUUGAAAAUCUCCCUCAAGACUGAUUCCUCUCGGUUAUUCUCUGAUGGCUUCAUGUCCCGUGGUCUCUGUGCUGUCAUUUUUAUGUGCUUGUUUGAUUUCUGUGGAAAAUUAAUUUUACUCUGUUUUAGCCGUAGGGGGACAGGAAAUGCAAUUUUAAUUCAACGAUCCAUCGAGCUUUUUCAAAAUAGCAACAUACAGGUGGUCCCCUACUUGCAGAAGUCAAUUUAGUCAUUAGUCAGAAAUCCCAUUACACUGUAUUAUAUGAACCAUUACGAUAUAUAAACUAUUGACAUGCAUGAAUGUUAUCUUCUAUUAGGCUUUGUUAUAUUU